AUGCACCUCUCUGGAAUGUCAUACGCGCGGCACCGCGACGCAUCCUUUUCCACACCGGAGCUAAGCUCAUCGUCUCAUAAUGAGAGUAGCAGCAGCGCCUGGCGUUGGGAGCCACCGCCACAGCGGCACACGCACGCGCGCGCACCAAGCCGUGCUGCUGCAUUCGAGGGCCGUGCACAUGUUGCCACUCACCUAAGCCGCGACACUCUUACUGCCGAACUUCAGCGCAUUCGCGCAGAGGCGAACACAAUUGUGUUGGAGCGCUGGUUCUUGCGGUGGGGACUCUACGCGGUUCGCCGCACUGCCUUGAGGCGCGUCCAGCACCGCGCUCAGCUUGUUCUGUGGAGGCGUGUGGGUGCUAGGUCCUUUGCGUGGUGGCGAUUAGUUGCGCAGCGGCGUCUGUGCCGAGAGGUGCUCAACCGAGAAGCUGCCGCGCGCGAACGCGCGACGUUGAUUGACGGGCUUUGUCGCGUUGCAUGGGAUAAGUGGCGUCUGUGGGCGCGAGUGCGUGGACGGCAACGCGCGAGAGCUGUGCAUCUGGGGCUGGUGAACCGACAGCGGCACGCGCGUCUCCGAUUUCACGCAUGGACGUGUCAUCCCUGUGGGUGCCGUCAGCUGCGGGCUGUGGAGAAGAUUCGUUUCUCCGCGGAGCGAUCACUGGCCCGCUUUACUCUGAUCCGCUGGCGCUUGCACGCCCUAGAGGGCUAUCUUACCUUUCCACUGCAGGUGCGGGCGGCGCAGCAAGUGGCGAUGGCGGCAUUUCGCGCGUGGCAGCGUCGUGCGCUCAUUGGGGCUAGCAUGCGACUCAUCCACCACGAGGCGUUUUUGCACCUGUCGGAGAGGUGCUUCGACCGGUGGAAGCGAUGGCUUCGACGGCGGUUGCAGGCCGCACUGCUACGCGAAACGAACGAGGCUCGCCUUUUGCUGCGCUUCUUCUCGCAGUGGACGUGGCACCAUGAGCUCCAUGCGUUAGAUUACGAGCAGUACGUCGCAGAACAUCAUCUGCCACGCCUCUUCUCUUGA
This is a messenger RNA of Leishmania mexicana MHOM/GT/2001/U1103, 1023 nucleotides long. RefSeq lists its product as hypothetical. The transcript has a single exon. NCBI's taxonomy places the organism in Eukaryota, Euglenozoa, Kinetoplastea, Trypanosomatida, Trypanosomatidae. Bases 1 to 1023 code for a protein of 340 amino acids. The record is from RefSeq and is a predicted model, not a curated record.